AUAUCAAUAAAGCGUCUAAGUCCAUGACAACCGUUACGUUUAACACAAUUUUUGAUGACGUAUUGUACAAUAACAAAAUGAAAGCAAGUGCACCAAUUAGGAAAAUUAGUGUUAAUUAGAACAAAUUUGCACCAUGUCAGAAAGCAUUACAGACAGUGGUCAUGAUACCAAUUCUACGUUUGGUACAAGUCACACAAAUACGUCAGAAAUUACAGGCACACUUGGGAAAAUAAAUACCAACAACAAGCAUUUCAGCUAUAAUUAUGAUGAUACUCUCCCGAAGGUAUUGCCUUCACAUAAGUUCCGAUAUUCUGUAUGGCAUGACCUCAGACAGACAUGUUUAACUGGAGACCAAUUACAUGCUCCAAGAGUCAGAGCUGGUCCACCAGAAAAAGAGAAACAAUUUAACCGUGUGAUUGAGGAUGGUCUACCUAUCCACCAUGAUUUGUCAGGUAGGAGGAGACAAAAUCAUAUGAAUGAGUUGGAAAACUGGGAAAGUGCAGAAGUGAUCAACUUGUGUUAUCAGGAACUGUGUCACGAAUAUCAAUGGAAGAAUUUUUACAGGAUUCUGGCAAAAUGCCAAUCUGCUGUCACAAUUAACAUCUCCUACAACACCAUUGUCAGCUUAAAACAAAUCAAAUUUUCAAGAUGUGAGUACAUCAAUAUGCAUGCAAACUACAUAGGUUCUAUAAAGGACUUCCCAUCUUUGCCUAAAGCAAAGAAAAUAGUUGCAACAGAUAACAACAUAAAGACAUUGGAUGGGUUACAAAGUCUUCGUGGGACACCUUUAGAGGAGUUAUACCUCAGUGGAAACAACUGCUCCUUUGAGAUCAACUACAGACAAAAAGUAUUUCAGACCUUGCCCAAUCUGAGAAUUCUUGAUGGUGUUGCAAGAUUACCUAGUGACAGUGAAUUUGUUGAAGAUGAGACCCAACCAGAUAAUUCCAGAUGUACAAUUUUAUGAACAUUUCAUACGUAGUUGGACUUUCCAACAUUUACAAAUUGUAUCUUAAAUAAGAUGCAUGAGCAGCCUUGAUUUAAGUUACAUCAAAGAUAAAGCUUUAAUUAUCAAAUAAAAAAAAUAUUCUGCUGUUUGUCCAGUCUGCAAUAAAGAUUUAAUUAGGUUACCUUUUAAGGCAUCAUAAAUCAAAAUUAAUUGUGCAUCCUGCUGUGUAAUUUAAGAGAUAUUUUUUUCAGACAAUCUUUACAUUUUGAAAAUCAAAAAGAAAGAAAAAGAGUAAGUGAAGCUAUUUCAUGGUGCACUCGGCUUUGGUUAUCCUUUUUGUUGUCAUUUGUGGUCUUCUUCUGUAUUGACUAAGCUAUUACUGUGGCUAAAUCUUGUUGAGUUCUUCUUGCCACACUAAAUAAAGGUCAAAGGUUAAGGUCACUUACUUAAUUCACAUUUAAUAUACUUGUUCAUUAUCAAAGUGUGAAGACAUAGUCUCAAGAGCAGAUAAUUCUAAAAUAAUAGUAAGCAGUUUUUUUUUACUUCUAAGAUGUUUUUACCAAUAUUAACCUCUUAGUGAAGGUUAUUUUCUCAAAAACUAUCAAAAGAUAUUCAUUUUUAACUUGGAAUACUUGUUCAGAUCAAUAUUGGAAUGCUUUCUAAAGAGCAGAUAACCCAGAUGGUUAUUUUUGCUUAUUGAUCCCCCUUUGGUAUAUAUUCAUGUUUUUCUUUUUUGGGGGGAAGGGGGGGAGGUGAAAACAAACAAACAAAAAGAAUGUACACAAAUUAUUAGAUUUUUUCUUGCUCGCUUAAAACUUUGUGCAGGAUCUUAUAGGUGUUAACUGAUUACUGAAUUACAAUAAUGUGUGAUACCUGCAGAUCAAACAUACUAUAUUGUUACCAUUUUAGAUAUUAUACUUUGAAGCCUAGGUACUUGCCUUGAAAACACUUUUAUAUUCAAGAAAUUUCCAACAUUAAAUUAUUGUACUUUUAUUGUUUAAAUAUAAUCAUGCACUGAACUGCCUUAGAAACACAGUGGUUUUGAAAUUACAGUGAUGUUAUAAAUAAUGUAAGGACAUGAAUUUCUUUAAAAAUCAGUCAUAAAAAUAACAACAAUUGUAACAAAUAAAUGAAAUAUUUAGUCUGUGAAAUAUUAUUAUUAACCUGUGAAAUAUUAAAUCACUUUAAUUAAUUCUAAAGAAACAAAUUGAAAUGAAAACAAAUUCAAUUCAAUUCAUUGUACAUCUUUAUAGGUGAAUUCUUAUUGUGAAUUGUUAUUGAUAUGCAUUUGAAGCAUUUUUAUGAACAGCAUUUCUUAACUUGAAUUUAUUAAUUGCAGUUUUACCAUAUUGCAUUUGUUAAAAGUCUUGUUAUUGUCCCUUUUUUUCUUCCAUUUU
This is a messenger RNA of Ruditapes philippinarum (Manila clam), 2343 nucleotides long. Its product is annotated as protein tilB homolog. NCBI's taxonomy places the organism in Eukaryota, Metazoa, Mollusca, Bivalvia, Venerida, Veneridae. The record is from RefSeq and is a predicted model, not a curated record. Bases 134 to 964 code for a protein of 276 amino acids. The transcript is spliced from 8 exons.